Lineus longissimus is the source of this 1617-nucleotide messenger RNA. RefSeq names its product B9 domain-containing protein 2-like. The transcript has 4 exons. NCBI's taxonomy places the organism in Eukaryota, Metazoa, Nemertea, Pilidiophora, Heteronemertea, Lineidae. The coding region runs from base 114 to 641 and encodes 175 amino acids. The record is from RefSeq and is a predicted model, not a curated record. Gene Ontology annotation, biological process: cilium assembly. Gene Ontology annotation, cellular component: MKS complex.
UCCCUAAUGAGACCUCAGCGCAAGCGUGAAAUAGUUAUGGGGUAGCUAUGGCGGCUGACAAACAAAUCUGAUUUUGCUGAAUAUGCCGAUUUUCAAAUCAAUUUCUCUGUAAAAUGGCAGAAGUUCAUGUGAUUGGUCAGAUUGUGGGAGCCACUGGUUUCCCAGAGCACAAUUUGUUCUGUAAAUGGGGAAUACACACAGGUGGUGCGUGGAAGAUACUUGCAGGAUUAAGGGAGGGUCAGACACAGGUUGAUAACCCCCAGAUUGAAGACAGAGCCAGCUGGUACCACCCCAUUGAUAUUCACUUUGCCACAAAAGGCUUGCAAGGUUGGCCCAAAAUCCAUUUCCAAGUCUGGCAUCAAGAUUCAUACGGCCGGAACGAGCUUUAUGGUUACGGUUUCUGUCAUGUUCCAUCCUCGCCAGGUGUCCACGAUCUAGAAUGUCCCACCUGGCGUCCACUGGGAACAGUCCGUGAGCAGAUAUCGCAAAUGUUUCUGGGCGGAGGACCACAGCUGCGUAAUCCGGAUCUGAUCUACAGUGGUGCUGAACGUUUUCAUCUGCGAACUGUUGCCAUGGGAAACGUCCAGAUUCAGUUGAAUGUUAUUUUAAGGAACUUUGAUAAGUUUGGGAUUGAGUGCUGAUAACUGUGCCAGUUCAUAUAAACACUUUUAUAUGAUCAUAUGAUGAGCAAAAAGAUUUGGUACAUUUUUCAAUCUAGCUAUAAAAGUUAGGCAAUCAGAAGGAGCGAGUGCUCUGUGAAUGAAUAACCAGGUUAUCCCUAAUUGCCAGUCUUUGUUGCUGGUUAUGGUCGUGUUUAUGAGAUGUUACCCAGACCUGAUGUCAGUACCUAGUUUGACACAAGUUCCUGGUCGGCAUUUUCCUUCUUGUUGAGUAUCGAGCCAUCAAUAGCUCUUAAACUAGAUUUUCUGUAUAGGUUUUCACCAAUUCAAAGACUACGGCUUGUAGCUCUGGCAUGUAUGUAGUCCCGAACUGCGAGUAUGACCUGACUCUCACGAGAGAGGGUAUCGGCACAGAAUUCAAAAGAUUUUUGGCAGUCCAGUUUUGUAACAUCACAAAUUACUGUAUUAUUGUAAUGAUCUGUCCUUCGUAUUUAGGAUGUUUUGAAAUGAUUUGUAGGAUGAAGUAUAAUCUUCUAGGGACAAAUCAGACUUUUUCAUGUAUGUAGGUAUCGUCCAGCAAGAUAUCAAGACCAGUGGUAGACAAAUUACUUUUACUUUCAAACCCAAUUUUGACAUGGUCUGCAGUUAAGUUCCAGUGUAGCUUGCUGGCAAUGUAGUUGGUGUCAAAUUUAACCUGAAUUUACUUGCAGUCAUUGGGGGUUUAGGACUGGGAACAUUGUCCAACUAUAGAACCUCAUGAACAAUACAUUUGUAGAAAGUACAAUAUGGAAUCAGAAAAAUCAGUUUGGCAGCAACAGAUGUGGACUGAUUUGGUCCCAGUUGUAAUGAUGUCCUCAAGUACACUAAUGUUUGGAGACACAUGGACAAUGUGGUGUCCCAAGCGUAGGUACAUCUUUGGAGGUUUUAGAAUAGGAGAAGUCAGUUGAAAUAGACCAGACAACAUCAGGUAGAAUAAUUUUGUAUUAUUUAUUAUUGU